AUGGCGGAUUGGCAAAACCUUCAGGAUGAGCUCCUGAACACAAUAGCCACAAAAUUAACCACGCUCUCCGCCAACAUCCGCUUCACCGGCGUAUCCCGAUCGUGGAGACUCGCCGGCUUAACAGACCGCCACCGCCUAAUUGGACGACAAAUUCCAGGCCUCAUUCUUCCUCCUCCUCCUCCUCCUCCCAACAAUAACACCAUCAGCACCCGCAAGUUCAUUCCAUUAACAGAGUUCAUCAACCAUCACAAUAAGAACGGUGGCGGGCAGGGGACGAACACCAAUGAGCUUGCAAUUCCAUGGCGGCUGGCAGAGAGGAGCCUCUGCAUCGGGUGGUGCAGAGGAUGGAUGCUUGUUCUUGAUUACUAUUGCAAAUUGACUCUGCAGAACCCUCUAACCGGUUCAGAAUUCGCUCUUCCCGAAGAAGAGAAGGUGAAGAGAAUCAAGCACCUGGAUUUCCUGUUGUGGGGAUACAGGCGUUCGAGAAGAGUCUCAAUCGGUACUCACUCUGUUUCUGUUUCCGAUUGGUUCGUCGUCGUCGUCCAGCCUAUUGAAACCUACCUGAAGUAUUGCAGGGUUGGGGAUGGAAAGUGGAAAGUUUUAGAAUUCCCAGAGUAUCAAUUUGGGGUGAAGGAUUACAUAGUGGAUGCACUCUGCAGCAGCCUGGAAGAAGGGUGUCUCUACGUGUUGAUGAGUACAGGGGAGCUCUUCUGCUGCGAUAUCGAUGGCAGGGAGGAAGAGGAGAAGAAGAAGAGGGUUGUGGCGUUUGGGAGUAUGGAUGAGAAAUUCAACAGAGGGAAAGUUUUGAAGUCACUGGUGGAAGUUGAGGGGGAAAUUCUGCUGGUUCAUGAGAACAGAGAGUGUGCUUGCGGGUUUGAUGUGUACAGAGUUGAUAGAGCGGGAAAGCGGUGGGUUGGGAUUACAGAUCAAUUGGGAGAGGUUGCUGUGUUUCUAUGGUUUGCGGGGCAGCCAUUUUCGGUUCGAGCAGAGUGGGAAUUGGGGAUCAGAGGGAAUUGCAUUUACUUUCUGGAGAUGGAACAAUGUCGUGGUUCUGAUAGGAAACUUUGGUGUGAUAUUGGUGUGUUUGAUCUGAAGACCUCGAAGAUUGAGUUCUUCCAUGUCGAUUCCGAGUUGGAGAUGCCAUGUCCAGGGAGACCAGUUCAACUUCCCGUACCCAUAGCUCCACUGCCAUGGUAA
This is a messenger RNA of Linum tenue, 1197 nucleotides long. The record is from the annotation of a GenBank genome assembly. Lineage: Eukaryota; Viridiplantae; Streptophyta; Magnoliopsida; Malpighiales; Linaceae.